Aureobasidium vineae is the source of this 312-nucleotide messenger RNA. The record is from the annotation of a GenBank genome assembly. NCBI's taxonomy places the organism in Eukaryota, Fungi, Ascomycota, Dothideomycetes, Dothideales, Saccotheciaceae.
AUGGGUCUCUGGGGCGGAUUCUGCCUUGCAAUCAUCGCCAUAUUCCUACCUCCGCUAUCCGUCGUCAAAAGGACACGCUGCGACCACCAUCUGUUCAUCAACAUCGUCCUCUGCUUGUUCGGCUGGACCCCCGGUAUCCUCCACGCCUGGUACAUCAUCCUUCGUUUCCCAGAUGGCAGACGCGCUGCAGCGAUGAGAGAAGAUAUCAGAAGAGGGCGUGCUCAAGUCGUCCAACAAGGAUAUGGUUUGCCAGCAAUCGGAGCAGGCACCUACUACUUCCCUGCCCAUCAGGAGACUCGGUAUCGUUACUAG